Messenger RNA from Psammomys obesus (fat sand rat), 606 nucleotides. RefSeq names its product family with sequence similarity 166 member C (gene Cimip2c). The transcript is spliced from 4 exons. NCBI's taxonomy places the organism in Eukaryota, Metazoa, Chordata, Mammalia, Rodentia, Muridae. Bases 1 to 606 code for a protein of 201 amino acids. The record is from RefSeq and is a predicted model, not a curated record.
AUGGCCUCCCGUAGCGCGGGCACACUACUGACCGAAUUCAGGGUCUCCUUCGUGCCCCCCGCCCUCAUGCCCGGGUACAGUGGCCAUGUCCCCACUGUGGCUUCCUCCUUUGGCUCCCCUUAUGGCAACAUCACCUUCAAGUACUUCCAGGACCUUCGAAAUGCGGCCGCAGAGAGGAGCUGUGCUCUACUCAGUGGAGGCAGCUUUCCCACCAUCUUCUCUCCUAACCAGCACCUGGUGAUAAUGAAUAACGGAACACAGAGUUGGGAGCGCUGGCGACUCCUGCCCACCCUCACCCGACUCAACCAGGACAGCAGGCGGGCCUCUGAAAUCUACAACUUUUACGAGCUGGCACAGCAACAACGGCAGUAUUACCGGGACAAGACGGGCACCGAGAAUCCUGUUUCCUUCUUCAAACUGCCUGUGAAAGAGCCGAAGCGGUUCCCCCUGCCCACCCACCUGCCUCCUCUGAGUCCGAAGAGUAAGUGGCACCUUCUAAGAGUGGCUCCUGACUACACUAGGACCUCUCAGACCUUCCCAUCGGGGAAGAGGGUCUCCUCUCAAGAGCGGCAAAGGAGGAACCUUUACUUCGAGUUCAGAGCCUGA